CAACAACAACAGAUCCGGCACCCUGAGUCUGGGUGGUCUUCGUGGGUGGUCAAGAAGCGUUUGCUUCUCGAACGAUUGUGCUGUGAUGUAGUGAUAUUCUAAUUGCUUGAUGAUUAAAUUCAGCACAAAACGUAGAUUUUUAGAUGUCAUGUGCAAACACAAACUAUUGUGUACUUGCAGACUAUGAUCCGUUGGAAUACGACCGCUUUCUGCUGUGCGUAGAAGAAAGAAUCUUUAGAUUGAGUUUGAAUGUAAAUAUUUUCCUCAGGAAUCUAUCCAUUGUCAACAAUGCUGUUUUUCAAUGCAUUUUGUGCUAUUCUGGUUUCGGCCAAGUUAGUUCAAAGUCAAGUUUCAACGAUAGUUAAUGACACAAUUGUGGUGCCUGAAAGUUCUACAAGAGACCUAGGACUUCGCCACCGUUCUAAAGAAAAACCAUCUUUGCUGCAUCACCCUGUGUUCCUCUUGGACCGUUACUCUCCUGGUGAUCCAAACCUUCCUCUGCCAGCUGGGAAAGGACCUCACUGUCGUCGUAAAGCAAAAUGUGAACAUAUGAAUAAUACAAUGUGUCUUGGAGCCAAGUUACCUUACUCCUCUACCACUCUUGAAUUAGUUGGCUUGACUCAAGAGCAAAUGCAAGAGAAACUCCAGUUUUGGACAGCUUUGAAACACGUACCCAGAUGCUGGGCUGUCAUUCAGCCCUUCCUGUGUGCGUUAUACAUGCCCCGCUGUGAAAAAGACGAAGUGGAGCUUCCACCCCAGGAACUGUGCAAGAUGGCACUAGGCCCCUGCAGAAUUUUGGAGCUAGAGAGAGGCUGGACAACUCCCUUGCGUUGUGAUGAUACCAACAAGUUUCCUGCUAAUUGUAAAGAUGAUGCUCGUGACGUACGGUUCAACACCACUGCUGAGUGCUUGUCUCCACUAGUACCAACUGAUAACCCAUCCGCUUUUUAUGAAGGCACUGAAGGUUGUGGAAUGCAGUGUGCUAAUCCUAUGUUUACUCCUGAUGAACAUAGACAAAUUCAUGAGUUGAUUGCGUGGGCUGGUGGUAUUUGUGCAGCAGUAAAUCUUUUCACUAUUGCUUCAUUUUUCAUUGAUUGGCGAUCUGCUAACAAAUAUCCAGCUUUGAUCAUUUUUUACAUCAAUUGUUGCUUUUUAGUGGUUUGUGUAGGAUUUUUUGCCCAAUUUUUACCUGGUGCAAGAGAGGGUAUUGUGUGCCGAAAGGAUGGUACGCUAAGGAUGUCUGAGCCAAGUGCUGGGGAAAACCUAUCAUGUGUCAUAGUAUUUGUCUUGAUUUAUUAUUCUUUGAUGGCUGCAUGUGUAUGGUUUGUUAUUCUAGCAUAUGCAUGGCAUCUAAGUUUUCGAGCAUUGGGAAAAAUCCAGGAUCGUAUAGACAAGAAAGGAGCUUACUUCCACCUAGUUGCUUGGUCGCUUCCUCUAGUGUUGACAAUAACUACCAUGGCAAUGGGUGAAAUAGAUGCAAACAGUGAAAUGGGGAUUUGUUUUGUGGGUUAUAUGAAUCCCGCUGCAAGAGGAGGUUUACUCCUUGGACCAGUUGCUAUUUUCUUCUCAGCUGGAGCCUAUUUUCUACUGAGAGGUCUCAUCACAUUGAUUAAAGUGAAAAUUAACAGUCAUGAAAUAAUUUCUGAAAAAGCAAGUGCCAAAAUCAGAGAAACUAUUGUGCGGAUGGGCUUUUUUACUUUGUUUACUUUUAUUUUUGUUGUUGCAACUUUUGUGGUCCAUAUUUAUGAAUUUCAACACCGUCGCUCAUGGAAAGAGAGCUUUCGCACUUUUAUUAUAUGUAAAGUCAUGAGAAGUGGUGGUGUUUUGACUGAUGGUGUAGGUUUAACAGGGCAUGGUGAUUGUCGUGUGGAAGUGAGACCAAGUCUUGCAAUGGUUCAACUACAUAUCUUAGCACUUUUCACUGUAGGUGUAGUUAUGUCCUCUUGGGUGUGGACGUCAUCUACUGUUGAUACAUGGAUUAGAUUCAUUAAGAGAUCGUUUCACCAAGAUGAUGAUGAACCUGUAAAAAUGAAGAAACAUAAAGUGAUUGCUCAGGUGUACGCUCAAAGACAGGCAUUCAAUCGUGCUGGUCGGAUAUCUAUUAGCUUCCAUAGUACCCAUGAUGACCCAGUUGGACUAAAUUUUGAAUUAAACAGUGGUGCAUCUCAGGACAUGAGCACCACAUGGGCCGCUGCACUUCCCAAGCUUGUAACUCGUAGAGGUGCACUCAUUGGACCAAACACAGCGUCUAUUUCAAGUCAAUAUUCUGAUUUCAGCCAUGGUGUUCGCAGAGUGUCUCUGGACUCACGGCGCCAGAGCCUUGAUUCUCAGUUGUCUGCCGCUUUGGGUGAAUUCACUGCCAGUCGCAAAGCAGGGUGUACUCCAGUUCCCCCUAUGUCUUCCUUAGGAGUUCAAGGGGGACGUGUUAAACCCAGACAUAAGAGAAAGAAACACCAAAGUAAGCGCAGUAGGAUAGGACUCUAUAGUAGAAGAGGCAGCACCACAUCUCAAGAAAGCCAGCUUGGAGCACAGAUACUUUCCACACUAGCCAUGGGUAAUCCAACUAUCCCAUCCCUUCCGAAUCUGAAAAGGAGAACUGGAAAUGCUGGGUUGAAUGAUGAUCAAAUCCUCCCAAGUUCCCUUCAUGCUCGAAUGUUUGGAUUCCGAGAAGCAAGUGAUGUUACAGACGAUGACAUUCCUCAAGCUCAUCAGACCAAUGGUCCAACAUUUGAAAAGAAUGGAGAGCUUAGUAAUGGAAUUGCAUUAACAGAACUGAGAAAGAACAAAGAAGCGGAUAAUGUCAACAUAGACAAAUCUGUCAUUAAAAGUUAUGAUCAGGUUGGUGUAGUAACUACUGAAGGAGCUGGGAGUAGAAGCAGCAAGUCUAAUGGUGGGCAGCAGCUAGUAAAAAAUGGAGGGAGGAGUCGAGACUCGAGCUUGGACAGCAGCUGCUCGUUAUCUCCUGAUAAAAGGUCAGCUGAAGGAAAUUAUGAGAAGAAAAGAGAAAAAAAGAGUUCUAAAAAGAAAAACUUAGUGACAUCCAAAGAUAAAAUUUCAAAUGUAAAAAAUUUUGAAGAUAAAAUUGAUCUUCCUAAUUUAAGCGACAUCAAAAAAGACUGUGGUGUUGCAACCAGGACACAUCUUGGCAAAAAGUAUUCAAAGGUGAAAUCUGAGUGCCCUGGUGAUGUAUCCUGUAGCGAUGACAGUAACUCCUCUGAUGGUGAUGAAGACUGUGAGGUUAAUAAUAUAGAAGUAUCUUCAAGGUCUAAGUCUACUCUCAAAAAUAGCAGUGAGGUGCGAAAAACACCAGAUAGGAAUAAUUCUGUCAAGAUAGAUGUGGAGCAGGAUGAUGAUUUGUCAGAAGGAUCAUCUACUUCCUUUAGUCAAGAAAUUUCUCGCUUAGGACUUAAGUCAUCUCUCUCAGGUAUAUCAUCAGGGCCUAGUAAACAUGUUACAGUAUCAUUAUUGAGGCAGGCAAGGGAAGUAGGCACUCAAACGUCACUCUCCAGUGGACUCAAUGAAAUUGAAAAUAUUGAAGAUAAAAGACCCAGGUUUAUUACACCUACAAACACUAGUCAUAAUUCAAUGCUGGACACUUUAAAGUCUGAUAAAAUAUGUAGUGACAUUACUAAUAACCUCAGUCAUAACUUAAGUUUACCUGAAAGGCUAACUAAACCGAAAAGCAGUGAUGUGGGAAGGCGGAAAAGCUCAACUGAAUUGACCCGCCAUCCAAAAGUUGCAUGAGAAUGAGAUUGUCUCGCUGUCCACCGUUUGUUGGGAUUGCUAAAACUGUCGACAUUUAAUUACCUGAUGAUUGAAGGAAGUGGUUUAGUUAUUUUAAAAUUAUGCCCAGUUUUUUGUGCCAAAUUAGAUUUUAAGAAUCUAAUGUUUCUAUCAGUAUUUUUAAAGUUGUCUUAGAACUUAUUAUUAUGGCCAUGAAUCUAUGGUUGAGUUUAAUGUUGUAGUAUUUGUUAUAUUUUUUGACAUAGUUCUUUGAUGCUUUUCUUAUAAUUUAGAAGUUAUUGAAGUGCUAUCUGAGUUUUACUUCAUAUUUUUAUAGAUAGAUACCUAGAAAAUAAUUUUACUAAUUUCAGACAUUGAGUGCACAGGAAGAACUAAAAAAUUACCAGCCCUUUUGAUUUACAAAAAUAAUAAUCAAAGCAAUCGAAUCUAAUUAUAAGUGAAGAGGGUGAGGUGAGGAGAGUAUAUCCUAGCGCUUACCUUUUUCAAAUUGUAAAAGUACAAUAAAAAAACUUUUCAACAGAA
Molecule: messenger RNA, 4266 nt
Organism: Frankliniella occidentalis (western flower thrips)
Lineage: Eukaryota; Metazoa; Arthropoda; Insecta; Thysanoptera; Thripidae
Gene: smo
Product: smoothened homolog
Exons: 12
Coding region: 289-3744 (1151 amino acids)
Biological process (GO): smoothened signaling pathway; positive regulation of smoothened signaling pathway; commissural neuron axon guidance
Cellular component (GO): dendrite; plasma membrane; cilium
Molecular function (GO): patched binding; transmembrane signaling receptor activity
Source: RefSeq, a predicted model, not a curated record